AUGAAGCUUAUGCAGCGAAGACAUAAUCAAUCACAUAUCGUGGAUCAGAUCAAAACUGAUGGAGGAAAGACCAGCCCCGACUCCUUGUACGAAGCUCUAGAGAAGGUGAUCGGAGAUAUGGAUCUGAUCGAGAAAGAAUCCAUGGAAAUCAAACAGACUUUGGGCGUCCAACAUCAGCUGCACACCAAGUCAACGCCUUCACCUUCCUUAAAGUCUUUUCCCACUGCAAAGAAUCAGAGUAGCAUGGUGGGUGCUGAUGAUCUCUUGCUUGAAAUGAAGGAUAAGCUCACUUCUGAUCGUCGUGAUCUACAGAUCAUUCCGAUUGUAGGAAUGGGCGGAUCUGGUAAGACCACUCUUUCUCUGAACAUUUAUCAAGAUCGUCUUAUUGAAGAGCAUUUUGAUAAAUGUGCUUGGGCUACCAUUUCUCAAGAGUAUAGCAUUCAAGAAAUACACAUUAUUCAUCACUUAAAUCUAAAUGUUAGUCAAAAUUUGGGUGUGGCUGCCUUAGGGGAAAUCUUGUAUAAACACCUAUGUGGAAUAAGAUACUUGAUUGUACUUGAUGAUAUGUGGAGUAUCGGGGCGUGGGAUGGGAUUAGGAGGUUUUUACCGGAUAACAAAAAUGGUAGCAGAAUAGUGGUGACAACUAGGCUAUCAAACUUGGGUUCUGAUUUAUCCAGCUCUAAGAACCUUGAGAUGAGUCUUAACAAUGAGGUUGAUAGUUGGGAGCUUCUCUCCAACUCUGUGUUUGGAGAGAAAGGUUCCCACCUGAGUUGGUGGAAAUUGGAAAGAGAAUAG
This is a messenger RNA of Salvia splendens (bonfire salvia), 795 nucleotides long. RefSeq names its product putative late blight resistance protein homolog R1A-3. Lineage: Eukaryota; Viridiplantae; Streptophyta; Magnoliopsida; Lamiales; Lamiaceae. The coding region runs from base 1 to 795 and encodes 264 amino acids. The transcript has a single exon. The record is from RefSeq and is a predicted model, not a curated record. Gene Ontology annotation, molecular function: ADP binding.